GUGUGCACAAUGCACAAUGCGAACGAGAAGGCGCGAGCUGUUAUAUAGACCAGUAGCGAGUCAGGACUCCCGACUCACAGCAAGCUUCAGCAGCUAAGAAAGCUAGUGUGGAGAGAUGGCUAGGCCGGCUCUUGUCGUUUGCUGCUGCCUGCUGCUGGCGUACGGCGCGGCAGCGCGCGUUCUCGGCGAGGGCGAGCCUUUUGGCGGCGGCCUGAAGAAUGCUGCGCGUCAUCUCAGCGAUGGCGAUCCUUUCGGCAGCCGGAAAAACCCCGCCGACCCGCACCAUUCUCCAGGCUCACACGGGACUCCGCCCUGCUCGCCGUCCAUCGGCACCUCGCCGACCACACCCGGUGGUGGUGGCGGCGGCUACUACCCGCCUUCGCCCGACAUCGGCACUUCCCCGACCACACCGACAACUCCAGGCGGUUGCGGCGGGUACAAUGCUCCACCCUCACCGUCCAGUGACACCUCCCCAACCACGCCUGGUGGUGGUGGUGGUGGCUACUAUGGCCCUCCCUCGCCGUCCUCUGAUACCUCCCCGACGACGCCUGGAGGCGGCAGCGGCGGAUGCAGUGCUCCCCCUUCGCCGUCCAGUGACACCUCCCCAUCGACGCCUGGAGGAGGAGGUGGGUACUACGGGCCCCCUUCACCUUCCAGUGGCACCUCUCCAUCGACGCCUGGAGGUGGUGGUGGCUACUACGGCCCCCCCUCGCCGUCCUCUGGCACCUCCCCGACGACGCCUGGUGGUAGCGGCGGCGGAUGCAGUGCUCCUCCUUCGCCGUCCAGUGACACCUCCCCAUCGACGCCUGGAGGAGGUGCUGGGUACUGCGGGCCCCCUUCACCGUCCAGUGGCACCUCUCCAUCGACGCCUGGAGGUGGUGGCGGCUACUACGGCCCCCCCUCGCCGUCCUCUGACACCACGCCUGGCGGUGGUGGUGGCGGGUACAGUGCUCCCCCUUCACCGUCCAGUGACACCUCUCCAUCGACGCCUGGAGGUGGCGGCGGGUACUAUGGGCCCCCUUCGCCGUCUUCUGGCACCUCUCCGACCACGCCAUCGGCGCCUAGUGGCGGCUACUACGGCCCUCCAUCGCCGUCCAGUGACACUUCACCGACAACUCCCGGAGGCGGUGGCGGCUACUACGGCCCUCCCUCGCCGUCCAGUGACACUUCGCCGACCACUCCAGGCAGCGGUGGCGGCUACUACGGCCCUCCCUCGCCGUCCUCUGACACCUCCCCGGCCACUCCAGACGUGCCAUUACCGCCUAUCAGCACAUCGCCGCCGUUCUCUCCGCUGACGCCAACACCGACUACCCCGACGCCCUACGACCCCAACACGCCGCCCUUUACGGGCCCGUGCACGUACUGGAUCAUGCACCCGGGCGUGGUGUGGGGCCUGUUCGGCUUCUGGUGCCCGCUGGUGCGGCUGUUCGGGCCGAGCGCGGCGGUGCCGUUCGGGCACGACCUGACCGUGCCGGAGGCGCUGGCGAACACGCGCCAGGACGGCGUGGGCGCGCUCUUCCGCGAGGGCACGGCGUCGCUGCUCAACUCCAUGGUGAACAGCGGGUUCCCCUUCACGACGCAGGAGGUGAAGGACGCGUUCGGCGCCGCGCUUAGCUCUGGCGAUGACGGCGCCGCCGCGGCACAGGCGCAGCUCUUCAAGAAAGCAAACGAGGGACACGUCAAGCGCAACUAGGCGGCCGCCGGCCGCCGCCGUAUGUUAUGCACUGUGUGUCCGUUAGGCGUGCAAACUGCAGUGCAGCUAUAUAUGUGCGUGGCGACUAGCGAGCAUGGAGGGGUUGGUUAGGAUCUGCACGUACGUGUUUGCUGCUGCUGCUGAUGAUGGGGUUGAAGUUAUCAGUACCUCUUUGGCUUUAUCUUGUAUUAGGUGUGCAUGUGGUCUAAAGUUGAUGGGAGUAGGAUCUGUUGCUAAGUUGCCAUCUUUCCAUUUGUUUGCAGAAUGAGAGUAUGCAGGCUUCUUUGAGUCUUCCAGUUCCAUGGUUCCACCUGUCCCUUAAUUUUCUGAUGUACCCCCUAAACCAGUACUGCAGACAUAAUCAAGUGGAAACUGUAACCGAGGUUGAUUCAGUGAACUAGACUUCGUUUUGGCACAA
Messenger RNA from Sorghum bicolor (sorghum), 2111 nucleotides. RefSeq names its product leucine-rich repeat extensin-like protein 5. Bases 116 to 1693 code for a protein of 525 amino acids. The transcript is spliced from 3 exons. The record is from RefSeq and is a predicted model, not a curated record. NCBI's taxonomy places the organism in Eukaryota, Viridiplantae, Streptophyta, Magnoliopsida, Poales, Poaceae.